Triticum dicoccoides is the source of this 1264-nucleotide messenger RNA. RefSeq names its product sufE-like protein 1, chloroplastic/mitochondrial. Gene Ontology annotation, cellular component: chloroplast. Gene Ontology annotation, biological process: iron-sulfur cluster assembly. The transcript has 2 exons. Bases 150 to 1226 code for a protein of 358 amino acids. Lineage: Eukaryota; Viridiplantae; Streptophyta; Magnoliopsida; Poales; Poaceae. The record is from RefSeq and is a predicted model, not a curated record.
GACCUUUUCCUCCAUCUCCAUGAGAAGAACAAAAUCAAAGAGAGAAAGAAAGAAGGCUAUUGGCCUCUCCAAUUUCCGGGCGCCGGGAAGAGAAGAAACCCAACCCGACCUCUGAUUCCCCAAUCGCCAUCCCUCCUCCGCCGCCACCCAUGGCGUCUGCGGCCGCCACCUCCGCCCCGCUCCGCCUCCUCUCCUCCUCGCCCCUCUCCAGGCCGCUCCUGUCCAGGCCCCACCUGCUCACCCUCUCCCGCCCCGUCUCCUUCCAGCGCCUCGCCGCCAGGUCCGCCGCCUCCCCGACCCCCUCCACCUCCUCCUCCGCCCCCGACCCCGCCCCCGUCGACCCGGCGCAGCUGCCCCCGGCGCUCAGGGACAUCAUCGCGCUCUUCCAGUCCGUGCCCGACGAGCGCACCCGCUACAAGCAGCUCCUCGCCUACGCCGCCCGCCUGCCGCCCAUGGACCCGGCGCUCAAGUCCGACGCCAACCGCGUCCGGGGCUGCGUCUCCCAGGUCUGGGUCCACGCCGCGCCGGAGGCCGAGGCGCCCGGCUGCGUCAGCUUCCAGGCCGACUCCGACGCGCAGCUCACCAAGGGCCUCGCCGCGCUGCUUGUGCUCGGCCUCUCCGGCGCGCCCGCCAGGGACGUCGUCAUGGUGCCCGUCGAGUUCAUCGAGAUGCUCGGGAUCAGGCAGAGCCUGUCGCCCUCCAGGAACAGCGGCCUGCUCAACAUGAUCAACCUCAUGAAGCUCAAGGCGCUGGAAAUCGCUGCGGACCAGGAGGUGACUGGCGGCCAAGAAAUCCGCCAGGAGCAUACUGAAACGCCUGCCGUGGAGAAGGAAGAGCCUCAGUUUGAGGCUUUCGGUGGGCAAGUGCAUGAGAGUUCGGAGGCGGAGAGGCCUGAGGAGGAGGAAUCCGAGGAGGAACCGGCUGCUGUUGUGGAAGGAAAUGGCAGCCUUGGAGGUGGGAGGAAGGAGAGGAUAAGGGAUAGUUUGGAGAGAGGGCUUUCACCAGUGGAGCUCAAGAUUGAGGACAUUUCGUAUCAACACAGUGGGCAUGCCGGGGUAGCAGGUAGCGAUGGAGAGACGCAUUUCAAUGUGCGGGUGGUGUCCAAGGAGUUUGAGGGGAAGAGCAUGCUCAAGAGACACAGGGCUGUGUAUGAUCUCCUGCAGGAUGAGCUCAAGAGUGGGCUGCACGCGCUGUCCAUCGAUGCAAAGACACCAUCUGAAGUCUAGUUAAAACCAAGAUGGUGUCAUCGACAUAUUGCAUCACU